This is a messenger RNA of Serpula lacrymans var. lacrymans S7.9, 537 nucleotides long. RefSeq lists its product as uncharacterized. The record is from RefSeq and is a predicted model, not a curated record. Lineage: Eukaryota; Fungi; Basidiomycota; Agaricomycetes; Boletales; Serpulaceae. The transcript is spliced from 12 exons. Bases 1 to 537 code for a protein of 178 amino acids.
AUGGCUACUGGACAUCGCCCAUCCCGAGAUAUAAUGGACCUUUUUCUCGCAAUGGCAGAUAUCGAUGGCGGACUUCCAGCUUUUCCUCAGCUGGCUGCCCUUGACAACACGUAUGGUGCCCUUUUCAUCGGACUUUUGGCAUCUGCUGUCCUUUUCGGUGUCACAAAUCUGCAAGUCGUUAUGUAUUUGCAGACACAAUGGAAGCACGAUCGUACUGUCUAUAGAAUAGCGGCGCAGAUUGUGGUUGAUGUUUUAGUUGUGCUCUCUGUCCACAGCUUCUAUGCUCACCGUCUUUGGAUUUUGGGCAAGGAUAGAAACCGUAUAUUCUCUAUGAUACAAGUUACCAUUAUAACUCUUGGUUCAGGUCUCGCAAUACUUCUGUGCUAUGUUGUAUUCCGGUGCCAGCUCUACACAGAUUUAAUAAAAAUCGAAUGGGCCUCUUUGACCGUGCUAGCUGUGAUUGCCACCAAUGACUUGAUUAUUGCGAUAUCUAUGUGCUGUCUCCUGGGUUUAUCUCGAACAGGAUUCUCGAAGUAA